AUGGAAGGUGAAGGCAAGGAAUUUGCGGCUUAUUUUGAGGAUGGUAAUUUGCUAAGAUUGCAAGUUUCGUGUUCGCACUCCCCAACAAUGGAUACGGAACUGUUUCGUGUUAUAUUGCCGCUUCACACUCAGCCAACGGAUGCAGCAUCAGAAACCGAACUUCCUAAUUCAGUAAAGGUUCAAGGUUCACUGAAUAUGGGAGCAAAAUCGACGGUCAAUGAUGCUGAAGCGCUAGGAGUGGGCGAAAGGAGAAAAAUUGCAACGGAUAAAGGUAAACAACACGGUUACAAAGGUUAAAGGAUCAUAGAGCUGUGGCGUUACGUCAAGUAACUAGACAGAAACAAAAUGAAACCGCUACUUGCUGAUCUUAACAAUUAUGAAAGUUGAAAACAGUUGAAAUGGAAGGUCUAAACAAUUUGCUCGUUAAACUGCAAGGAUAAUUAUGUUGAAGCGUUAGAAGAUUAAACUGUUGUUGUUAAUGCCAAUUCAUGGUACGAUGCUCACGAUGGAGAUGUCUUUAAAUUUAAACAGUCUGUCAUUGAAUAUUUGUCCAAGGCGAAAAGGCAUCAGUCAAAUGAAGAACCCUUUGUUAUCUUUAGUGGAUCUCAUCGCACAAGAAAGUCAAAUCACUCUAAACGGUCCACCUCAUCUUCAAUUUCAUCUAAAGCUAAGUUGAUAGAAGCAAAAACUAAGGUCGCAGCAUUGGAAAUCGAAGCAUCAUUUCUGAAGGAGAGCAAGCGCUUAAAAUGGCAGCUGAACAUUAA
Messenger RNA from Porites evermanni, 764 nucleotides. NCBI's taxonomy places the organism in Eukaryota, Metazoa, Cnidaria, Anthozoa, Scleractinia, Poritidae. The record is from the annotation of a GenBank genome assembly.